GUCUGUGUGUGUGUGUGUGAAAGUGUGUGAGGUGGGGGAGCAUGUCCACCCAUUUGGGCAUCAUUAAUUCCUGCUCCUGUUCUUGCCUCUGGACCACCUUAAUGUUCAGAGAGAGGCAAAGAUAAAACUGAGAGGCUGGAGGUGUGUGAGGGUGUGUGUGUGUGACUGAAUGACAUAAAAGCAUGCGACCGGUCUGAGGCAUGGCAAAUUGAAACGGCCCAGGUGAGGAGGAGACUCAGGACUCUCAUCCUCCCCCUCCUCUUCCUCUUCGCUCCUUCCCUCCCUCCCUGUGACGUGGUGUGUAUCAGUGUUUGCUGUGUGUGUGGGUGAGAAAGCGAAACAGGUCAGCAGUGCCUCAGCACACUGGGAACCUUCACAGGAGGAAGCAGCCCUCUGCAGACUCAGGUCUUUGAUGAGAGGAAUAGUCAAGAGAGGACUCCUUCAUUUCCAAGACCAUCUACGUCAAGGUGAAGACUCAAAUCAUCGUCUGCCAACCUCCAAACUCAAAUCCCCCUCUAGUUACUAUGACCAACAUCAAAGGCUGAACUUCUCAGAUUCCCCCUUUGACAGAGGAGGAUGGGUGAUGGACCCGUGAAAUUCAGCAAACUCCCUCCUCUUCAUUCCAUCUUCUCAUGGAGCAUACCAUCAGACCACGACCCUCCUGGAACAACGCGUCCGCCGCCUCCACAUUCCUAAACUCUUUUUGGCCAAAUGUCUCCAACAUAACCAGACAAAUUGGAAGUACCGAUAAUGGGAUAGAUCUGAAUCAGACCUUGGGGCUGUGCGCUAUGCUCGUCAUGGACAUCCUGGCAGUGGUGGGGAACUUGGCUGUGAUGAUCGUCAUCACUAAAACGCCGCAGCUGAGGAAGUUUGCCUUUGUGUUCCACCUCUGUCUGGUGGACCUGCUGGCGGCGGUGCUGGUGAUGCCGCUGGGGAUGCUGUCAGACCGGAUCCUGGAGGACGAGGCCCUGUGUCGAAGCUACCUCUGCUUGAGUGUGUGUCUAGUGAGUGCCGCCAUCCUCACCAUCUGUGCCAUCAACGUGGAGCGGUACUACUACAUCGUCUACCCCAUGCGUCACGAGGUGAAGAUGACGGUUGGGGUGGUGGUAGCGGUGCUAGUUGGGAUCUGGAUUAAAGCUCUCGUCAUGUCCAUGCUGCCCCUGCUAGGAUAUCUGUUUCAGGGUUCCCCGACUGUGGGGACUCCUGAAGUCCUCGUUCCCAGUCAGAGACACUGCUCCCUCCACUGGACAGGAGGCAGGUCCACACGUCUAGUUUUCAUGGUUUUCUUUACUGUAAUCUAUUUUCUGUGCCCCAUGCUGAUCAUUUUGGUGGUCUACUGCAAUAUGUUUAAGGUGGCCCGAGUGGCAUCCAUGCACCGUGGUCCCAACCCCACCUGGGUGGACACGUCGAGGCAACGCUCUGACUCUGUCAGCAGCCACUCCACCAUGGCGGCAAGCCUUGGCGGCACCGGAGCGCGUACAACUCCUCAAAGGACCUUCAACGGAGGGAAGGCCGCAGCAGUUUUGGUGGCAGUCGGCGGUCAGUUCUUCUGCUGCUGGCUGCCAUAUUUCUCCUUCCACCUCUACUCGGCUGUCAUUUCCACCGCGCCGGCCUCGCUGACCCAACUGGAGGGCGUGGUCACAUGGAUUGGCUAUUUCUGCUUCACCUCCAACCCCUUUUUCUACGGCUGCCUGAACCGUCAGAUCCGAGAGGAGCUGGGCCGCCACCUGGCUUGCAUCUUCAAGCGGGCCGGGCCGGUCGAGGGGGAGCAGCUGCCGAGCCGCGAAGCCUCCAUUGAGGAGAACUUUUUACAGUUCCUCCAGGGCACUGGAUGCAAUCUGGAGCCCUGCAACUCUCACAGCAGAGCGAGCCCGGAGGAGGCAGGAACUGAAGGUCCUCAAGAAUCAGCUGUUGAGCAGAACACGCCAGCUGACUUCCCCAUCCCAGGGCAGAUUCUUGAGGAAACUGCAGAGUUCAUACAGCAGCAACAGCUGAACAAUGAGCUUUGUGUGUCAGAGAACUGCUGCAAAACUGUGCCAGAGAUAUAACUGCCUCAUGUACUGUUUCUUCCACCAUCUAAUAACCCAAUGAACAUGUUCAGUUUUAUUCAUAGUGUUUCUUAUUCAUGCUGCAACAUUUUUUUUUCCAAGUGACAGAUCAAGCACACUGCAAAAUGUGUUCUAGAGUCGGGCUUUGGGUCAGAACCAGACGAACCCUUGAAGAAUUCCAGUUUUGCGCAUCGCUGGCUGCCCCGUUACAUGUUUUUGGGAGUCAUAUGGUGUCAUGCUGUUUUUGCUUCGCGUCACAUAACACUUGAUGUUUUGGUUACAGUUCAAGUGACGUGACGAACUUUAUAUAAACAUGAAGAGGCUCUGAGACAAUGCAAGAGCGUAAAUCAGGGAUAGAGUAGUUUUAAGUGCUGAAUGACUUCUUUAAUAUUCUCCACAAAUGUAUUUAUUUAUUGCAUGUUCAACAUCUAUCAGCACUUUUCAUAAAAACAAAGUGAUCUUGGGCUAAUGCACAAAGUGAAGCACUGUUUUUCAUGUCAAAAAAGGUGGAUUUGCAUAUUGUUUUUUAUUUUUUUAUUUAAAUGUUUUGAUUUCAGAACAAACAAAAACCUCUUUUCCAAUUAAUCCCAAUUGAUUCAGACAUAAAUAUUGAUAAAUCUUCUAAACUGGUGGUUUUCAAGUUGUUGUUUUUUAUAAGUAUCACCUUGGUAAGUAAUACUGUUUUUAAAGUAUCGCCAUACCAUCAACACACUGGAUGUGGAAAUAGAAAUCCAUCAGCUUCACUGAAGGAAGAGGCUUAAAAGCUCCGUUUUUACAAAGACAUUUAAUUUUUUCAGUUUGAAGAAAAAGUCAACAAAGAGGUUCUUAUGAAUCAUAAUUGUAAGAGAGAAAACAGGAAGUUUCUGAUCUGAAUUUAUUGCGAUACACGCAGUAAAAGAAACAGUGCUGAAUAACCCCUUUUCAAGAACUUGUUGCACAAAAUGUAGAGAAAAAACAUUGUCAUUAGCUUGUGUUGCUAACUGUAGUUAGCUAAGUAGGCCAACUAAGCACAUUAGUUAGCAAAUCCAACUGGUUUUUAAUUUGAUUUCUAACGUGGUUCAGUCAUACUUAGACCAAAUUUUUGACUUUGGGUGUAAAUGGAGUAAAUGGAGUUCUUACUUUGCAAAUUAUAGUAAAAAAAGAAAAGGUAUCGCUAAAUGCAGCCCAAGAACCGCAAUUCAAAAGUCAAAAGUCAAAAGUCGUGGAUUUAAACUAAUUAAGAAAAAUAACCACUAAAACGUACAGAAAAAAGUGCUUCACAAACUGCCGGCUUGAAGAAAGACAUUUUCUACUUUUACUAAAGAUUUUAUGUUAUUGCAUUGAAUCAUCUGUUUUCACCAUGCGCUUAUUUUCUGUUUUCACUUCAAACCACCAAGGAAAUAAAGGCUACAAUAUUCCAAAGGCUUUAAAGAAAAACGAUGCGUUGAAGCAACGUAACUUUUAUUGUGUUGAACAGGAUUGUUUCGCAGCUUUUGCUGCGGCUGGUAUUUAUAAUAAACAGGCUGACAGUGUAUUUUUAGCCAUUUUCCAGAAUGUUAUUAUCAUGUUUAUCUGUUCUUAGUCUUGUGAUUAUCACCUCCUCACCAAAAUGGGAGACUCGUGAUUUCAGCCCCUUCCACUCAAAGACAAACAUUGUGGAUGGUUUAGUUUGUUUAUCAGCAGCGGCGCGCGGUGCAGAAGGGGUUUUGGGCUCCGUCGGAAAACAGCAGCCCUUGCCAUGUUAGAAAAGCUGCAGGAACGAAACGUGGCGCUCAUUACACCCAGUGAUGUCUGCGCUGUUUACAGGUAAACACCAGAGCGGUGUGAGCACUCCCGUGUUUGUGCAAUAAGCAACCAGGCUUAUUGUGGCUACACACACAGCACAGAGGUGUGACAACGCUGGCACACAUGGAAAGCUUUGCCUUUGGCCUCGUUUAGCAACAAAUGGAAGACACUGGAGGCACUUUCCCUGUUCCCAGGCGGAAAGCCAGACGGUUUGUUCAAGUCACACUUGUAGUGAUUUGAACAAACGACAAAAGAAGACGACAGAUUUGCUAAUCUCUAAAGAAAAGGCACCUUUUGUGCUGUUUUCGUCUAUUUUGGACUCGUCUCGUACGGGAGAGUUGGCGCGAUCACAAGACUCUGAACACAAGGCAAACAGCCAAACCAAAAAAAUAAAUAAAUAAAUGUCUUUUUGUCAGGGGGAACAUAUAACACUCUUAAUUUCCUUGCUGUUUGACUUUGUUGCAGACAUGUUUUUGUUCUGUUUUAAAAUGUUCAUUUUUUGAAAAAAAGAAAAGAAUUAAAUUUGCUGAGUCACAGCCACAGAGCAACAUUGAACAUUACAAAAGACGACUCAGCGGCACCGUCUUCUGCGUUCCUCACUUUGUGUGUGUUAAUUUAUUAUCAGCACUUAUUAAACUGUUGUCUUUUCUUUACAAGAUCAUAUAAAUGCCUUGAUUUUCAACACCAGCGUUUAACAACAUCAGCAAAACUGCCCUGACCAGUCUGAUAAAAUGCUUUCAACUCUCUUCCUGCCAAACAUCUGUCUCUUCCAAAGAAGAAGCAGCAGCUUGCUGAGCUGGUGGAAGGUGGACAGUUUAUUUACUUUUUAACUGCAGUUUGUCCUCCGUAUCACACCAAAGAGAUGGAUGUGUUCAUUUUCCUUUGUGCAUCUCUUUUUUGUACCUGAACUGAAAAGACUGUUAUUCCUUGUGUGUAUUCUCCAUCUGCAGAACUCAUUAAAGACAGCAGAAAUUAUUUUAA
This is a messenger RNA of Poecilia reticulata (guppy), 4793 nucleotides long. It is a transcript of the gene gpr61, whose product is annotated as G protein-coupled receptor 61. The record is from RefSeq and is a predicted model, not a curated record. Lineage: Eukaryota; Metazoa; Chordata; Actinopteri; Cyprinodontiformes; Poeciliidae. Gene Ontology annotation, biological process: G protein-coupled receptor signaling pathway. Gene Ontology annotation, molecular function: G protein-coupled receptor activity. Gene Ontology annotation, cellular component: endosome; signaling receptor complex; plasma membrane.